AGCCCAAAAGGUCUUCGCUACUCCAGGUCAAAGCAUCUUCAUCAGAAGAAUCUGGUGCUGUUGAUUCUAGUGAAUUGUUGACUGAUCUAAAAGAAAAGUGGGAUGCUCUUGACAACAAGUCUACAGUUUUAAUUUAUGGAGGUGGAGCAAUUGUUACAGUUUGGCUGUCUUCAAUUAUUGUUGGUGCUAUCAACUCAGUUCCUUUGCUCCCAAAAAUCAUGGAGUUGGUAGGCCUUGGAUAUACUGGGUGGUUUGUCUACCGCUACCUUCUCUUCAAGUCGAGUAGAAAAGAAUUGGUUGAAGAUCUUGAGCAGUUGAAGAAGAAGAUUGCAGGAACUGAAUAAAUGCCAGCACCAAUUCUGUACAAGGCAUAUGCUCGUGUGAAGUAGAGUAGAUUUUGAUGUAAUGUUCUUUUAUCUCGAGUAACAUCUUCAAAUAAGAUUCUGUAUUUAUCUUACAGUUCAUUAUGCUUAUAAAUCAUAUAUAGUAUUCCCUUCGUUUCUAUGAA
Molecule: messenger RNA, 508 nt
Organism: Capsicum annuum
Lineage: Eukaryota; Viridiplantae; Streptophyta; Magnoliopsida; Solanales; Solanaceae
Product: protein CURVATURE THYLAKOID 1A, chloroplastic
Cellular component (GO): chloroplast thylakoid membrane; thylakoid
Source: RefSeq, a predicted model, not a curated record